This is a messenger RNA of Thyridium curvatum, 1146 nucleotides long. RefSeq lists its product as uncharacterized. Lineage: Eukaryota; Fungi; Ascomycota; Sordariomycetes; Thyridiales; Thyridiaceae. The transcript has a single exon. Bases 1 to 1146 code for a protein of 381 amino acids. The record is from RefSeq and is a predicted model, not a curated record.
AUGACCGAACGAAUCGGGCCUAUGCUGCGGCUCUGGGGCCUGCAGACCGACCAGCUGCCCAAGCCAGACGCCUCACCGGCCGAGCUGGCACCGUUCCUCAUCUCCCUCCUGCAGGAAGCCGUGCCCUUCAUCGACGCCGUGGCGCCCAAGUCCGGGUCGCCGGCCUCCGCCGGUGCCAAGCCCGCCGCCGCCGCCGCCUCCGUGUGGAAGCCCAAGGGCCGCAAGACGUACCGCGACUCGGACGCCCCCGUCGACCUCUACGAGCGCGUCAUCCCCGUCACCCGGCUGCAGGUCACGGCCACGCGCAACGAGAAGGCGCCCGGCACGGCGCCCCGCGCCACCAAGCCCGAGACGUGGGUGUGCCGGCGGUCGGUGCACCGCGACGCCGCGGCCGCGGGCACGGCCUCGUGGGCCGAGUUCCGCGCGCGCCUCAAGGACCGCCACGCCGAGUCCGAGGACGCCUUCACGCCCACCGUCGUCGGCGCCCGCGAGGCCAUGGUCUGGCGCUCCGGCUGCGCCGGCGUCGAGGCCGCCCUCGCCGACGAGGCCCGCGGCGGGCAGCAGCAGGCCUGGGGCGACUUCACCCUCAAGGUGGAGGAAAUGCGCCACCGCAUCGGCCGCCCCUUGCUCAAGGACCGCACCUUCCCCGUCCUGCAGAUGACCUGCGCCGCCGUGCGCCCGCCCCGCGACGAGUUCCUCGUCGUCAGCGUCACCCUCGACCCGGGCUUCCGCGGCGCGCCCCAGGCCCAGCUCAGCCGGGACAAGGGCACCGUCAUCGCCGCGUACGUGAGCGUCGAGCGCAUCCGGCGGAUGGAUAGCGCCGGCGGCGACGAGAUCGAGUGGCUGAUGGCGACGGCCAGCGACGCCCGCGGCGUCCUGCCGCAGUGGCUGCAGGUUCUCGCCGUCCCGGGCCAGAUCGCAAAGGACGUGCCCCUCUUCCUCGGCUGGAUGGCGCGCGAGCGCCGCGGCGAGGCGCACCCUCCCGCGGCCGAGCUCGCCACAGAGGCUUCCACCACCAGAAGCAGCGGCGCGGAGUCUCGCGGCGAGGGUGGCGCCCGGGUCCGCGGUCAAAACGGGCAACCUCAUGAGACCUCGACGGCGGCGGCAGGCGCUGGACCCGGUGAAGCCAGGACUGGGAUGAUAUAA